This is a messenger RNA of Trypanosoma theileri, 1410 nucleotides long. RefSeq names its product surface protease GP63. Lineage: Eukaryota; Euglenozoa; Kinetoplastea; Trypanosomatida; Trypanosomatidae. Gene Ontology annotation, biological process: proteolysis; cell adhesion. The annotation marks the transcript as partial. Gene Ontology annotation, molecular function: metalloendopeptidase activity. The record is from RefSeq and is a predicted model, not a curated record. The transcript has a single exon. Gene Ontology annotation, cellular component: cytoplasm; membrane.
GUGAAGUUCUGUGAACAUUUGAGCAAUGGUUUGGAUGAAGAUGAUUAUGAUGAUGCAAAAGACUAUGGAUUUAAACUUAAUUUCAAGGAAAUCAACGCUGAUUUUUGCUAUGGGCCCAACGAGGUAUCACCGGAUAGGAGAAAAACGCUUUUAAGAGAAGUUCUUCCUGCUGCUCUCAAACUACACAGUGAACGUCUCAGUGUUGAGCAGGUAGAGAAGUUGGACUUGUCUUUUGAGAUUAAGGAUUCGUAUCCAUUUUUACCCAAGUGUACAGAUGUCUCAAUUCCCAAAGAGCAUCAACAAGGUAUAACCAAAGCUGAUUUUAUGCUGUAUGUGGGUGUUACAGAUGAGCAUCAACACCCAAAGAUUUGUUCUAGAAACACAAAGGGUCGUCCUACAUCUGCUUUGAUUAAAUUUGUUCCUGAGGAAAUUGCUGCAACGAGGCAUUACAUUCGCUUAACUGCACAUGAGGUUGCACAUGCUCUUGGAUUUGAAAUUGAAACGAUGAAGGAGCAUGUAAAGGAAGGAGAAGAAACGACGGGGAAAAAGAAAGUCCGUUUGGUGACAUACCCUACUGUGAUUAAGGAAGUGAAUAAACACUAUGGUUGCCCUAAUGUUGAGGGUGAUAAUAAAAUAAAGGGCAUAGCUUUGGAGAAUGAUGCAACUGAUGGGGCACCUCUGCACUGGGAACGUCGUAUUGCGAAGGAUGAGUUGAUGAGUACAUACAGCGGCAGCAGCAAUGGAAUGUUCUACACUGCACUAACACUUGCUGUAUUUGAUUCUAUGCCAUUCUACAAGGCCGAAUUCAAAAUGGCGGAAUCGAUGAAUUGGGGUAAGAAUGCUGGUUGUGAGUUUCUGAAGGAUAAAGAGAAAUACAAAGAAACAAAAUCCGGUAAGUACUCCGAAAUGUUCUGCGAUGAAGUCAAGCCUACUCUGCAAUGCACUUCUGAUCGUUUUGCACUUGGAAUGUGCACGAAGAAGCAGCCUGACGUUAAGAUACCUGAUGAGUAUGAUACGUAUUUUCCCUCAUUUCUCUAUGACCCUCUUGAUGACCUGAUGGAUGGUUAUACCAUUAUUAAACCGAUUCCUAAGACAAAUUGUGAGGAGGAUAAGUUCAACCUGAUGCCUGGCAGUAUUCUGAGCAAUAUCUCUCGAUGUCUGAAGGGUGAGAAUCUGCAACUGAAAACACCAAACGAAAAUAAUCUUACUGUUGGUGACAUUUGUGCGAAUGUGAAGUGUGACAAAAAGAACAACAAGGUAUCGGUACAGUACAGUGGUUCCGACAAAUGGCAUGUAUGCGAAGAUGGGAAAAUUGAAGUCACGGAUGGUCAGGAGUUCCAAAGUGGAAGUAUCUUGUGUCCCAAAUACUCAGAGGUGUGCGAUGACUUUUCUGAAGUUAAGGAUAUUAAC